CCCGCGCGCCCUUGGCGUGUCACUGUCAAUCGUCAAUUCCACUUCCGCUCGGCAAUCGCAUUGCCGCCAUCGCGUCUUCGAGUCGCGACGAGGACAACUCCGAGAGUUCAAAGUAAACAACCGAAAAAUGGCCACAACAACAGAUGCCGAGCUCCUAACAGAGCACUUUGGCUACCCCCCAGUCAGCUUACUCGACGACAUCAUCAACAGCAUCAAUAUCCUCGCCGAGCGCGCCCUCAACAGCGUCGAACAAGGACUCCUCAACGCGCCCCCCGCCUCUCUCGGUUUCCGACCACCCACCCAUGCCUCUUCUAAGUCAGGCAAGAAGCCCAAAAAGGGCGAAGAGGGUCUUCCCAACGCCGAGGAAGCGCACCGGCACGAGAUCGAAAACGGCACGCACCAGCUCGAGACUUUACUGUGCGCCAGCAUCGACCGCAACUUUGACAAGUUCGAGAUCUACGUUAUGCGCAACAUCUUGUGCGUGAGGCCGGAAGACAGGGAUUGGAUACGAUUGGGGCAUUACGAGGGCUUGGAUUUCUCUUCCCCGACAUCGCAGGCGGUAGAGCAAAAGCCAACAAUCGAAACCGUCACCCGCCUUCGUAGACGCCUGCAAGCGUCGCAGAAACUUAACGUCAUGCUUCACGCCGAGAAGGCACGCAAUGCGGCUUUGCUGGCUGAAGUCCGUCGUCUCGUCGGCGGCUCUCCCAAACAAAUCAAAUCCGAACGAUCACAACAAGCACAAAACAGCGACAACACAGACACGGAAAUGACCGACGCCCCCUCUACAGCCCCCACCACCCAAGACACAACCAAACCCCCCUUCGCCUUCCUAACCCAAAAGACCUCCAUCCUCUCCACCUCCGACGCCUCCACCCCUCUCACCACCACCACCGCCUUCACAUUAAGCCAACUCGACGCCCUCCGCUCUCUCUCCUCUUCUUUACGAUCCCUGCUGCCCGCUCUUUCCCACCCCGUCCCUCCCACUUCCUCACCAGAACCCUCAGACGAAGCAGAACAAGACGAGGGAGCAGACAAGAAAAAGAAACAACCCUGGCGCCUCCAAAGACUAGAGUACAUCGAGACAGCCACGCGCAAGCACCUGGAGCAAGUGAGGGGUCUGGAGUUGGGAGUUAAUGGGGAGUUGAGGGAUGGGACGGGGGACUAUGAGGUGGUGGUGAUUGAUGGUGAUGCAGGUGAUGAGGGGACGGAUGGGGCGAGGACAACGAAGAGGAGGAGGGUGGUGGAGAGGGAGGAGGUGGAAGCGUUGGAGGGGGUUUUGGGGAGUUUGGGAGGGGGAGAUGUGGGUGGUGGUAGUAAGGAGACUGGGCAAGGUCAAGAGGAAGCGGGAGAGGGAGAGCAAAGGCAAAGUGAGGAGGGGGAAGAAGAGGAGGAAUCAGCACAACCAGAAGGACAGAGAGAAGGAGAAGGGGAACCCGAAACCGAAACCGAAACACCGAGGCGAAGAGGGAGGAGUGCAAAAGGGAAAGCUAAAGAUCAGGGGAAUGGUGAUGGGGAGAGGAUGGAUGAGUUCUAGGUGUUUUAUACCAAGCAUGUUGUUUUUAUUUUAUUGUAUAAGCAGGUGUUUUGGGGUUUACGUUUUCCUAAUGGAGGGUUUGGCUUCAGAAGGAUAUAUCAAUGGUCUAUGAAAAAAGUUAUGUGGAGAUUAUGAUUGAUGCGCUUGAGCCA
This is a messenger RNA of Neurospora tetraspora, 1686 nucleotides long. RefSeq names its product Mis12 protein-domain-containing protein. The record is from RefSeq and is a predicted model, not a curated record. The transcript is spliced from 2 exons. The coding region runs from base 128 to 1534 and encodes 468 amino acids. Gene Ontology annotation, cellular component: chromosome, centromeric region; MIS12/MIND type complex; nucleus. Gene Ontology annotation, biological process: mitotic sister chromatid segregation; mitotic cell cycle; kinetochore assembly. NCBI's taxonomy places the organism in Eukaryota, Fungi, Ascomycota, Sordariomycetes, Sordariales, Sordariaceae.